Messenger RNA from Beta vulgaris subsp. vulgaris (sugar beet), 2147 nucleotides. RefSeq names its product heterogeneous nuclear ribonucleoprotein Q. The record is from RefSeq and is a predicted model, not a curated record. The transcript is spliced from 9 exons. Gene Ontology annotation, cellular component: nucleus. Gene Ontology annotation, molecular function: mRNA binding. The coding region runs from base 183 to 1622 and encodes 479 amino acids. Lineage: Eukaryota; Viridiplantae; Streptophyta; Magnoliopsida; Caryophyllales; Amaranthaceae.
AGUGAAGUGAAAAAUAAACCACUAGUGGAUUAAAAUAGAGAUGCGGCAUUUUUGAAGCGUUAGGGUACAUUACACACAAUUCGGGUUCCAGCACAUCAGAAACUAAUACACCAGUGCGCAGGCAGAAACCCAUCUUCAUUUUCUCUCUCCUCUGUCUGCGAAAAGAUUUACAUAAAGCAGUCAUGGCUGAGGGUUCGGAGAUUGAUGAACGUGUGGACCUUGAUGAUGAUAAUUACAUGGAAGAGACCGAUGAAGAUGUUGCUGAUGGCAUUGAGGACGAGGCAGAGGAGGAAACUGGCGAUGACAAGGCCGAGGAACCGUAUGAGGAUGUGAAAACUGAUGGUAGUGGGAAAGAGCAAUCAUCAGAACCUGAUCAAAGCCCCGUUGGUGAUGAUCAUGUGGAAGAUGAAGAGAUUUUCACAGCUUCAGUUGAUGAAGAGGACAAAGAGAAGCACACUGAGCUUCUUUCUCUCCCUCCUUAUGGAUCUGAGGUUUUCAUUGGCGGACUUCCAAAGGAUGCUACAGAAGAAGAUCUAAGAGAUCUUUGUGAGCCUAUCGGUGAACUAUUUGAGGUAAGAUUAAUGAAGAAUAAGGAUACUGGUGAGAUCAAGGGAUAUGCCUUUGUGGCAUUCAAAACAAAGGAAGACGCCCAAAGGGCAAUAGAAGAGCUGAAAAACAAGGAAUUUAAGGGAAAAUCGCUUAGAUGCUCAUUGUCUGAUUCAAAGCACAGGUUGUUUAUUGGUAACAUACCUAAAAGCUGGUCAGAGGAUCAGUUCAGAAAAAUGAUUCAUGAUGUUGGCCCAGGGGCUGAAAUGAUCGACCUCAAGCAGGAUGCUUUAAAUCCCGGCCGUAACCGUGGCUUUGCUUUUAUUGAGUAUUACAACAAUGCUUGUGCGGAUUAUGCUCGACAGAAAAUGUCUAGUGGAAGUUUUAAGCUGGAAGGUAACACCCCAACUGUCACUUGGGCUGAUCCAAAGACUGCACCCGACUCUGCUGCAGCUUCCCAGGUCAAGGCACUGUAUGUAAAAAAUAUUCCUGAUACUGCCACUCCUGAGCAACUGAAGGAAAUCUUUCAGCGCCAUGGAGAAGUCACGAAGGUUGUGUUACCGCCUGCUAAAGGUGGACAAGGCAAAGGAAAUUUCGGAUUUAUACAUUUUGGUGAAAGGUCUAGUGCUCUGAAGGCUGUCAAAGACACAGAAAAGUACGAGAUUGAUGGUCAGGCGUUAGAGGUUACUAUGGCUAAGCCUCAGGCAGAUAAGAAGUCUGAAGCAGCUGCUUCCUUCCCUGCUGGUGCGAACUAUCUUGCUCCACCAGCUUAUGGGUUUGCUGGAAAUCCAUAUGGUUCAUUGGGAGCUGGAUAUGGUGUUGCUGCUGGAUACCAACAACAGCAGCCAGUCAUAUAUGGGAGGGGGCCAAUGCCAGCUGGCAUGCAGAUGGUUCCAAUGGUUCUGCCUGAUGGCAGAAUUGGCUAUGUCUUGCAGCAGCCAGGAAUGCAAAUGGCAGCACCUGCACCAGUGCGGCCACGGAGAAACGAUCGCUCUAAUGGAUCAGGUGGGCCCCAGGGAAGGGGUAGUGGAAGUGGGAAUGAUGGUAAUAGGAGUAGAAGAUUCCGACCCUAUUAGUAAGUUAUUGUGGAAAGUGAUGUCGUCAAUCUUAUAGCUUGUGAGGGAUCAAGGACGUGGCUGUGCUGCUGGACUUCCAAUUUGGGGAAGUUGGGAGACUCAGGACUUGGCCAAGCUGAUACAAAGAAUGGCAGUAGUCAAUUAUAAGUUGUAGUAGCUGUAUUAGUUUGUUGGUGAUCUUGUUGAGGGUGCCAUGUUUAUGUGUAAAAUGGACUUGUUGCCUUGAAACAUACUUGAGUGGAAGUCCCUCAGAUCUCAUUUUUAGUCUUUGAACUUUUUAGUGCGUUCAGAUACGAUCCAAAUCAGGGAUAUGGUGAUUGCUUUGUUGGAGGAUUGUGGACGAGCUAUGUGAAGCUUGAUAAGUUGCGUAAUCAUCUUCUUUUCUUUGCAAAGCUCCAAAUAGCCGAAUCGUUGGGUAUCUAAUAUGCAACAUAUGAACAUAUUUUAUUCUUGGAUCAAUGAAGUAGAAUAAUGAUAUUGAUCUGAAGGUGGAAAGAUGGAUAUAUAGUUUUCUACUUUUCUUGA